Molecule: messenger RNA, 9484 nt
Organism: Haliaeetus leucocephalus (bald eagle)
Lineage: Eukaryota; Metazoa; Chordata; Aves; Accipitriformes; Accipitridae
Gene: ATRN
Product: attractin
Exons: 29
Coding region: 1-3972 (1323 amino acids)
Cellular component (GO): Golgi apparatus
Molecular function (GO): protein binding
Source: RefSeq, a predicted model, not a curated record
AUGCCUGAGGAAUUAAGGUCUUAUUUUGCACUAGAGGGUUAUGGGGAUCGGUCCUCCGUUCGGGAGGUCAUCAAGGACCUUGUGAAGAGUCAGAUGCAGAAUGGACUCACUGGGCCUUCGGGGUAUGUAACGGAUGGGCCUGGAAAUUACAAAUACAAAACAAAAUGCACCUGGCUCAUUGAAGGAAGGCCAAACACAAUCCUCAGGCUUCGAUUCAAUCACUUUGCAACAGAGUGCAGUUGGGACCACUUGUAUGUGUAUGACGGAGAUUCAAUUUACGCUCCCUUACUGGCAGCUUUUAGUGGUCUUAUUGUUCCUGAGAAAGAUAGCAAUGAAACUGUACCAGAAGUUGUAGCUACUUCUGGAUAUGCCCUUCUGCAUUUCUUCAGCGAUGCUGCCUAUAAUUUAACAGGGUUUAACAUCACAUAUAAUUUCAAUAUGUGUCCCAAUAAUUGCUCCGGCCGAGGAGAGUGCAAACUCAAUAACAGCAGCAAUGCUCUUGAAUGUGAAUGUGCCAAAUAUUGGAAGGGAGAAGCUUGUGAUAUUCCGUACUGCACAGAUGACUGUGGGGCACCCGAGAGAGGACACUGCAACUUUAAUGAUACUAAAGCAUGUGUGUGCUCUGCAGGCUGGCAAGGUCCUGGCUGUUCAAUUCCUGCUCCUGCAAACCAGUCGUUUUGGACCCGGGAGGAAUACUCUCUUCCAAAACUUCCUAGAGCAUCUCACAAAACCGUAAUCCAUGACAAUAAAAUGUGGAUCGUUGGAGGCUAUGUCUUCAAUCAUUCUGACUCUCAGAAGGUUUUAGCGUAUGAUCUUAUUUCUGAAGAGUGGCUUCCACUGGACAACACUGUGAACUCCGUAGAGAUGAGAUAUGGUCAUUCGCUGGCACUACAUAAGGAUGAUAUAUACAUGUAUGGUGGAAAAAUAGAUGCGACGGGGAACGUGACCAGCCAGCUGUGGGUGUUCCACAUUCCCACCCAGACCUGGGCUCAAGUGACGCCGAAAGCCAAGGAGCAGUACGCUGUUGUUGGCCACUCGGCACACAUCGUCACCCUGCAAGACGACAGCGCCGUCAUGCUUGUCAUCUUUGGGCACUGCCCUCUUUAUGGGUACAUCAGCAACGUCCAGGAAUACAACCUAGCCACAAAUACAUGGAACAUUUUACAGACGAGUGGAGCUUUGGUGCAAGGAGGGUAUGGUCACAGUAGUGUUUAUGAUCCAAAUACAAGAUCAAUUUAUAUCCAUGGAGGUUAUAAAGCAUUCAGUGCUAACAAAUACAGGCUAGCAGAUGACUUGUACAAAUAUGAAGUUAAUUCCCGUAUGUGGACUAUUCUUAAAGACAGUAAAUUUUUUCGCUAUUUGCACACGGCUGUGAUAAUGAGUGGAACCAUGCUGGUGUUUGGAGGAAACACGCACAACGACACCUCCAUGAGCCACGGCGCAAAGUGCUUUUCUUCAGAUUUCAUGGCGUAUGAUAUUGCUUGUGAUCGGUGGUCUGUUCUUCCUCGCCCGGGUCUCCAUCACGACGUGAACAGGUUUGGACAUUCUGCCGUGCUGUACAACAGCACCAUGUAUGUAUUUGGAGGCUUCAACAGCCUCCUCCUGAGUGACAUCCUGAAGUACACACCCGAGCGAUGCGAAGCUUUUGACAACGAAACGGCCUGCCUGCGAGCAGGUCCUGGCAUCAGAUGCGUGUGGGCUACCAGCCCUCCUCGCUGCGUGCCCUGGGAAAUGGCGACGGUGGAGCAGCAGCAAAAAGUCUUCGAAGACUGUCCUCCCAAGCCAGUUGUAGACAAUGAAAAAUGUGAUCAGAUUACAGACUGCUAUAGCUGUACAGCAAAUACAAACCACUGUCAAUGGUGCACUGACCAGUGUAUCUCAAUGCAUAACAACUGCACAGAGGAACAGGUUCCUAUUACUCUGUAUGACAGUUGUCCUAAAGAUAACCCUGCCUAUCACUGUAACAAAAAGACAAGUUGUAAAAGCUGUGCCAUGGAUCAAAACUGUCAGUGGGAACCUAGGAACCAGGAGUGCCUCGCUUUACCAGAAAAUAUCUGCGGAACAAACUGGCAUUUGGUUGGCAACUCCUGCUUGAAAAUUACAAACGCCAAGGAGAACUACGAUCAUGCCAAACUGUCCUGCAGAUCCAACGGUGCUUUGCUGGCUUCUCUCACGACCCAGAAAAAGGUAGAAUUUGUUCUAAAGGAGCUGCAGAAGAUGCAGUCUUCGCCCAAAACUUUGACUCCAUGGGUUGGACUGAGGAAAAUCAACGUGUCGUAUUGGUGCUGGGAAGACAUGUCUCCCUUCACCAACACCCUGCUCCAGUGGCUCCCCGAUGAACCAAGCGAUGCUGGAUUUUGUGGCUAUUUAGCCGAGCCUUUCCAGCAGGGACUGAAGGCAGCAACGUGUAUCAACGAAGUCAACGGCAGUGUCUGCGAAAGGCCAGCGAACCACAGCGCCAAGCAGUGCCGCACGCCCUGCGCCCUGCGGACGGUCUGCGGGGAGUGCACCAGCGGCAGCUCCGAGUGCAUGUGGUGCAGCAACAUGAAGCAGUGCGUGGACUCCAACGCCUACGUGGCCUCCUUCCCCUACGGGCAGUGCAUGGAGUGGUACACCAUGAGCAGUUGUCCGCCUGAAAACUGUUCAGGCUACUGCACGUGUGCUCACUGUUUGGAGCAGCCCGGCUGCGGGUGGUGCACUGAUCCGAGCAACACCGGCAAGGGCAAGUGCAUCGAAGGCUCUUACAGAGGUCCGGUCAAGAUGCCGACCCCAUCCGCAACAGGGAAACACAGCUUGGAGCCCGUCCUUAACGUCAGCAUGUGUCCUGUGGAGAACAACUAUAACUGGUCUUUUAUUCAGUGUCCAGCCUGCCAGUGUAAUGGGCACAGUAAGUGUGUAAAUGAAAGCAUCUGUGAGAAGUGUGAAAAUCUGACAACUGGCAAACACUGUGAAACUUGUAUCUCAGGCUACUACGGCGAUCCUACUAACGGAGGAACAUGUCAGCCUUGCAAGUGCAAUGGCCACGCGUCUGUCUGCAACACAAAUACAGGGAAAUGUUUCUGCACCACCAAGGGAAUAAAAGGAGACGAGUGUCAACUGUGUGAAGUCGAAAACAGAUAUCAGGGAAAUCCACUUAAAGGAACGUGUUACUAUACUCUUCUCAUUGACUAUCAGUUCACCUUCAGUCUUUCUCAAGAGGAUGAUCGCUAUUACACAGCAAUCAACUUUGUAGCAACACCCGAAGAGCAAAACAGAGACCUGGACAUGUUUAUCAAUGCAUCUAAAAACUUCAACCUCAACAUUACUUGGUCCACAAGUUUUGCAGCUGGCACGCAGGCUGGGGAGGAAAUUCCAGUUGUUUCAAGAACCAAUAUAAAAGAAUACAAGGACAGCUUCUCCAAUGAGAAAUUUGAUUUCCGCAACAAUCCAAACAUCACUUUCUUCGUUUAUGUCAGCAAUUUCACCUGGCCGAUAAAAAUACAGAUUGCAUUCUCACAACACAGCAACUUUAUGGACCUGGUACAGUUCUUUGUGACAUUUUUCAGUUGUUUCCUGUCUUUGCUCCUGGUGGCAGCUGUGGUUUGGAAGAUUAAACAAAGUUGCUGGGCAUCGCGACGAAGAGAGCAACUACUCCGUGAGAUGCAACAGAUGGCAAGUCGCCCCUUCGCCUCCAUCAACGUUGCCUUAGAAACAGACGAAGAGCCGCCAGAUCUCAUUGGGGGAAGCAUAAAGACUGUACCAAAGCCGAUAGCGCUGGAGCCCUGCUUUGGGAACAAAGCAGCCGUUCUCUCUGUAUUCGUGAGGUUGCCUCGAGGACUUGGGGGUAUACCACCACCAGGACAGUCAGGUCUUGCAGUGGCCAGUGCACUGGUGGACAUUUCGCAACAGAUGCCAAUUGCCUACAAAGAGAAAUCGGGUGCAAUACGAAAUCGGAAACAGCAGCCCCCUGCACAGCCAGGAACCUGUAUUUGAUGCAUGGACAUCAGAAACUGUUUAGGGUUUUAAACAAAAUGGAAAAGUAAUACCUAGGAGGAGGAGGAGAAGGAUUUACAAGUUGUGUCACAAGAGACUAGAAGCACUCAGAAAAACACAACUUCCUUGAACCCAACUUUUUCUCUCAUCUACGUGAUAGUUGGCUUUGUUUGACAACUGCUCCACUUAAGUUUUACUGACACGUGGCUUCAGAUUGCUCCUUUGUUUUCUUGAAGUUUAAAGUAAAAUAAUUUUAUUGCAGGUCCAGUAACAUCCGAUCACCACCAUUCAUGGUCAGUGUAAAUAGAACAGUAGUCCAAUAUGAAUGACACUCAGGUUUAUACAUGGAAAGUGCUUUGUAGUUCAUGUAUUUAUCAAACUGUACAAAAAGAAAAAGAUGCAGUGUUUACAGGUGUCAGCUCUCAACACAUAAACACUACUAUUAAUCUUCAAAGCAUCUUCAUCCUUUGUUUUCAUUUAAUACUAUAUGUUUAUUCCCUCAUUCUUUAAGUGGAACUCUCUUCCAGAUACAGCGUUUUUGUAGUCAUCAUGGUCCAGAACAUCAGGAACGCAAAAGCCGGGGUGGUUUAAAGGUUGAUGUUGCAUGUUGCUCAGACCACAUGCAAUACCUGGAGAAGUUGAAUGUUGCUUUUGAAGGACUCAGUGUUUACAUAGUCUUAACCUGCUUGGAGUACACCACACACAAGUGCCUAGACUUGAACAGAUCUAGGGAGUGAGGAGACUGCUACACACAUUUCUUUUCAACAUAAUUAAAUUCCUUUUUAAUAUAUAUAUACACACAGAUAUAUAUAUAUAUAUGGUCACCCAAGGCAAUCUGUGUUCUUUGUAAUAUAUUACGUGCAGUCAGGGGAAAAUGGCAUUUUCCUGACCAAAAAACUACUCAACCAGAUGGGAAAUAUCUGGAGGGAAAGUAGAGUUUCAGUAUCUCAUAAGACAACUCCUGGUUUCACCAGCUCUUUUAAUAGAAGCAGUUUGUGUUCCAGGUCAGAUACAUUAUAUUUCUUCUGAUUUUUUCUCUGCCCGUUUGGCCUCUUUCCCUGCCCCUUCCCUCCUGCCACUCUUCUGGAUGGGAGCUGAGCUGUGCUGGGGCUCAGAGCCAUCGCUCCUCAGCAGAAAGGUUUGCUCUGUCUCCUUACAGGGUGCAAAAAGCAACACUCCAGGUGCCAGAUCAUUUGAGGAUGGAGUAAAAAAGAACUUUAAAUAAAAAGCAAGGAGAGCAGCUUCGUUUGGCCACAGGUUUGAGUUCUACACGAUCAGUUACUGAUAUUUCCCAUUGGGGUUGAACUCUCGUAGACAUUGAAGAAGGUUUCCCAUUGGGGUUGAACUCUCGUAGACGUUGAAGGACGUGGCUCGUUGGUGAAAAGGAAGGGACUUGCAAACAGCAAAGUUAAGGCUUGGCUUUUGGGGGACGUAUCAAACCGUCUCAGGUACUCUGACUAGUUGGAAUUAUGUUUUGAGGUUCAAGGUUGGACUUGACCCAUCCAGUCUGCACAUGCCAGUGCCCGAUGUCUCCCUCGAUUUUGGAGCGUGGCGCAGUGCCGGGGCCACGCAAAGUUGUGAUGUUGAAGCCGGUAGGAAGAUGUUACGUGAAGGUGCCAAACGAGGCGUGUAAUUGUUGGCUAAUCACAGUAAGUGCAGUUUCAUUCAGGUCGCCAAGUUGCUGGUUUCUGAUGAGGACAUCUAGUAUUUAUGAAAUGGAGAACUAACAAAUCGAGGGCAGCGAAGGAAAGUGCUCUUGAGUCUUCUGGCCAGGUAGCACCCUUUUUCCAAAACGAAACCCAAGUAACUGCGUCUUUUUUUUUUUGUGCAUGUUUUGGUGAUCGAUCACAUAUCAGCCACUCAUUUUUGGUUUUGGUUUGUUUUUUUAACCAUGUAUUUUAAAGAAGCUCUUUGGAGCGCGGUGGCAUCGCAAUAAAGACAUGAAUUGCUGUGCGUGUCUGGACGGCAGUGAUGGGGGACAGCCUGCUGGUUUAAAGACAGUGGUGGAUUAUAAUUCUGAUUUAAUGUGUCAUUUAAUAAAUACAAUGGGACUGCAGAAAAAAUAUUGUCGAAAAAAUGCAUUUUAUAUAUAUACACGUGUGUGUGUGUAUUUUUAUAUAUAUAUUUAUAUAUAUAUAUAAAAAAAAUGCAUCCGUUUCUAAACUAGAAGUUAACUGCCCUCUGGGGAGAAGAAAUUAUGGGAUAGAAAGGGGUGAGCUUUGUGCUUUAGAAUUGAAGGGGUUUAGGCAAUUUAAGUUUUAACUGAUGCACAGAUUACCUCAGACAGAUUCAUCUCCUGAAAAUAUUUUCUAACUUCCUAUGUGUAUAAGGCUAACCUGAACUAGAGAAAUAAUACUGGACUAAAAUCCCUCCCCUGUUAUUACUUUACCUGUUUUCGGUCGUGAUGCACAUCCUCAUGUUCAGAGAUGUCGUCGUCUUGUUUCUCCAACGCUUUUUUGGGGAGGAGAACUGCCAACCCAACUUGAGAAAGCUCUUGUGCUUAAGUCUCCAUAUUCAGGACAGCACUUAAGCAGGUGCUUAAAAGUUGUUGCUUAGGUUUUCUUGAACAGAAACAGCUUUCAGAACAAUAGGCCUGGAGGAGUGAUGUAGUUUUAUGUUAACAAAAAGAUGUAAAUGUGGUUUGUUUUUUUUUUUUUUUCCCCUGGAGAGCUGGGUUGUCUGGUCUCAAAAGCUUAUGGUGGAGCGUGCCCAGAAGUGUAGCCACAAAGUGAGGUGUCAGAUCUUGGAAAGACGAGCAAAAAUGAUCAAACUUUGAGGUUUAGCAGAACCAAAAAAUGUAAAUAGAGGAACAAGACUUAUUUAUAUAAAUAAAAUGAAACAGCUCCUUUAGGAUGUAGCUCUGCUCUGCAUCUUAUCUCCAUAUUGAUGAGGGAAAAAGAGAACUCUCAUACAUAUUUCUGCUGCAAACAGUUUCAUCCCAACUUAAAGGUAAAACAGAGACGAAGGUGGGAAUGGAUGGGGGGAAGAAGAAUUGUCGGUGGUUUAUCACCAGGCCAAUAUCAAAAGUGAAGGAUUUGUGGGUUUAUUUCUUUUGGAGGUGAGGGCGGGGGAAGAGCAACCUUAUUUCAUGGGAGAAUCUGUAAAUAAAUGAAAAAUAACACACCAAUUUUGCACUUGUACAUAAACUAUACAGUAGCGUGCAGAACAUUGAAAGAUUUAAAGUGUAUAUAAACCAGAAAAAUAUUGAAUGUAUUUUUGAUGCAUUUUAAAUGAUGUAUGAGUUUUGUCUUAAUAACUUCUUCAUAUGAUGAGUAUUAGAUAACUUUCCAGAGCUUUAAAGAAACAUCAAAUUAUAUUCGUGAUAUCUUGCAGUAUAAAGCAGGGAGGCAUAACUUGACUUUUAUGUAUUCAAAUGCAUUUCACUUAAAUGUAUAAGCGCAGUAAAAUACAGCUCUUCCAUUUGAAAGGGGGAAAAAAAAACGCUUGAAGACAAGUAAUAAAUGUACUUAAAGUAGUCAUUACUUGGAGGAUUAAGUCAGCAGUUUAAGCCUCUACCAUUAAGAUUGUGCCAGCGAUUUCCAUUCAAAAUCACUAUUUUCAAGCGUUUAUAACUGGCUGAAAUUCAGCAUUCAAGGUCUCAGCCCUCAGAACAAUUCUAUUCUUUGAGAGUAGCCUUUUGAAAAAAAAAAAAAAAAUUUAAAAAUCAGAAAUGUUGUAGCCCUUUUAUUCUAGAAAGCAACAGUGCCAUUGGAUCUCCAAAUCACAUAUAUUUUUUUUUGGUGCACCGUUUUCCAUUCUUUUUAGCCCAGGAUUUUCUCUGGACUGUUGUAGCGUGAGUGACAGGAGACCCUGCCACAGCAUGGGUCAAGGUGUUGGAUACAAGAAGAUUUAUGAGACACAACUUUGAGUUAUUGCCACUCUCCCUGGGCUUAAAAUGUGCUGUAUCGAAAUUGCCAAAAUAAAGCUAUACAUGAUGGGGUAAUGUCUGUGAUUAGCAUAAAGUCAUAGCGUAUAAUGUAGCAAAAUUUGAUGGUAUGGUACCAUAAAAGCAUGACAGGCCCUGUUGGCAGAUACACGCUUCUUAGGGGUAGUUUGUAUACUAAAUAUUGCUCAGAAACAUCAUUUUCCCUGCAGCAAGCGUUUACCAAAAUACGUAGUCGCUGGGCUUAUAGUGUGGUUUUAAAAUGGCAGCUCAGCUUGCUUGGCCCUAAAUAAGCUGAAAUGAGCUUUUGAUGAAAUACCCUCACUCGAGAGGCUGAAAUAAAAAUUGAGGCUUUCCCCAUGACCCGCCGAAGGUCCAGUGCCGCAAAGAUGAGGCUGAUUUCUCUGUCCUUAACUGCUCCCGAUGUUAGCAGCUGCUUUUUCUUUUCCACGAGACCCCGAGUUAGGGUCGGAGCAUCAGCUCCAUCUUUGAACCUGCAAAACCCUUUUCCCUGCAAACAGGGAUUUGCCGGCACUGAGCUUGCGAGAAAGCAAAGAACGGACCCUCCGUGCCAGGAGCGACUUCUAAACUCAUCCAUCCAACUCGCAGUAAGCUGCCGAUGUCUCUUCUUUUCCCGUUUCCUUUUUAUCUUCAUUUGGGAAUACCGUAGGGGAAAGGGAGGGAGGGGGUUUGGGGUUUUCGGAGCCGCCGGAGCGAAGCUGCAAAAGCAGGUUGGGAGAGUCGUGCGUGUUUUAAAUGGAAAAGUCCCACUGGCAGAUGCGCGCCGGAGCGUUCAGGGAUGCGGGAGCAAAGGGAAGGGAGGGAUAGGUGUGCGUUUCUCAUUUUCGGAUGUGUUGUUGGCAAUUUUAGUCAAAUUCACGCUCUUUCUGUUGGUAGCUGCUUAAAUUAAAUUAGUUUCCAUUGCUAGGAAUACUACAAUAAUGUGGAUGUGCUGGGGUUUUCUGCUUCUGCAUCAGGGCAGGUUUUGUUCAGUUUAUUAUUUCGUUCUAACACUACACGUGGACUAUUUUUGUGCGUCUUCCAGGUACUAUAGUUCUUUACAUAUUUCCUCUACAUUUAUCAUUGAUUCCACAAACAUCACCAGAAGAAAGAAGAAGAAAAAAAAUUAAAAAUUGUGGAGGAGUGUAACAUAUGUCAGUCCAUUAUUUUUUUUUUAAAAAAAAGCAAAAAGAAAAUAAAAAUAGAGUUUUAUAUUACUCUGAAAUUUGUGCACAAUAAAUGUUCUUUACACUAAGAUCCUUGAAUUAAUUGUAUUCUGGAUUUUUUUCUUUGUUCUGUAAUUAUUUACGAUUCUUAUCUGUGUUCAGACUUGAGCUUAGUUUGUUAAUAUGUAUAAUUUAGCAUUUAUUGCAUUCAUAUGUAAAUAUGAGCAAGUAUUGUAAACUAUUUCAUUGCCGGGGGUUGUGGGUGUUAUACAUACACACAUUUAGGACUGCAGUUUUUGGUAUAAUUUUUUGUAUUGUAAAAUAACAGCUAAUUUAAAGCAGGAACGAGAAAAUUAUUGGGAGGUCUGUGCAUUUUAAAUACAAAUGUGAAGUACAUGUAUAUAAAUAAAAGUAAAUAAUGCAAAUCUUUCCUCUGAAAUAAAAAGUAGAUGAUCUGGUUAAA